Molecule: messenger RNA, 2058 nt
Organism: Aureococcus anophagefferens
Lineage: Eukaryota; Pelagophyceae; Pelagomonadales; Pelagomonadaceae
Exons: 2
Coding region: 1-2058 (685 amino acids)
Biological process (GO): axonemal dynein complex assembly; regulation of cilium movement; cilium-dependent cell motility
Cellular component (GO): axonemal dynein complex; axoneme
Source: RefSeq, a predicted model, not a curated record
AUGGACGGCGAGUACAACACGAACGUGUCGAACAAGGACGAGCGGAAGCGCGUGCGCCAGCGGCGCGUCGAGGCGCGCAACGCGAGCGAGGACAAUGCGGCGGGCCAGGGGCGGGGCAAGGAGGCCCAGGAGGAGUCGAAGCGGUCCAAGGGCCAGCAGCAGAUCGCGAACUCCCUCGCCCACCUCGACAAGAAGAAGUCCGGCGGCAUCGAGAACGUGACCCACGUCCGCGUCGCCGCGGACUGGCGCGAGGCGCAGCGCCGCGUCGCGGAGGAGAAGCAGCGCCAGGACCGGCUCCAGCGGCUCCAGGAGGAGGCCGUGCGGAGCGGCAAGCAGAACGCGGCGGUGGAGAUGCGCUGGGCCGAGCUGCUGGACCAGAACAUGCCCCAGGAGCUCCACAACGAGAUCGAGGCCCAAAAGUCCGCGUGCAGCGAGAUCAUCGCGUCCAAGGACGCGCUCAUCCGCGAGUUCCAGCUCCAGCUCAAGUCCAAGGACGAGGAGUACGUCAAGGCUCUCAAGCAGCAGGCCGACGACAUCGAGGAGCUGCUCCGGCGCAUGCGGCAGGAGUUCAAGGAGCUCCAGGAAGAGUACGAGGUCGAGCUCGAGGCCAUCGAGGACGCGUUCCUCACGGAGCGCGACGACCUGCUCCAGGCGAACAAGGGCGAGAUCGACGCCCUCUUCGAGAAGCGCCGCGAGAUGGAGCUGCUCUACAUGGACAAGAAGCGCGACCGCGAGGAGCAGUACCAGAAGGAGAUCGAGGAGCUGCUCGUCAAGGACGGCGAGGAGUACAACAAGCUCAAGAUCAAGCUCGAGACCGACAUCCAGACCCUCGAGCAGCAGCUCGAGGAGAUGCGCGCGACGUACCAGCUCAACACGGAGAAGCUCGAGUACAACUACCGCGUGCUCACGGAGCGCGACAACGAGAACUCGAACACGCUCGCGCAGCUCAAGCGCAAGCAGAACAAGCUCAAGGACAUGCUCUCCGCCAUCGUCGCCAAGUACCAGGAGACGGACGCGCGCGACCGCAAGAAGAACGACGAGCUCACGGAGGAGUACCGCCGCAUCACGAAGCAGUACCGCGAUUUGCAGGCGAAAUUCCGCCACUUCGAGGUGAGCGACAAGCAGCGCUUCGACAAGGUCUGGGGCAUGCACGAGGAGGAGGUCAACGAUCUGGUGGCCAAGGUGCUCCAGGCCGACGAGAUCGUCCACGCGCAGCAGCUCGGCUGGGGCUGGAAGCCGCCGAAUUUGGCUUUGCUCCGCGACGCGGCGGCGCGGCGGCGGGCCGACGGCGACGGCCCGCCGGGCGGCGGCGCCGACGGCGCGUCCGUCGACUCGCGCGGCCGCGCGCGCGACGGCGACGACGCGCCGCGGAAGCCGCCCGCGCUCAAGGCCAUGCUCGAGCUGCUGAGCCAGGAGGCGGGCUUCCUCGUGGAAUCGAAGGUGCGCGAGGCCAUCGCGCGGCUGAGCCCGGAGGAGGCGGAGCUCGCGCAGGCCGAGUCCAUGCUGCGGGCGCUCGGCGUCGCCGACGAGGACGACGUCGCGCUCCUGGUGUCCCACUUCUUCAGCGAGGGCAGCGACGGCGGGUCCGAGUCGAAUCUCGGCGAGGACGGGCCGGCCUACGACGACCCGCCGGCGGCGUUCCGCUCGCUCCAGAACAUCAUCCAGCCCGACGACGUCGUCCGCGCGAUCCAGGCCUUCGUCGACGAGCGCCGCGACCGCGCGCUGGGCCUCGAGGCGGGGGCCGCCGGCGCCGGGGCCGGCGCCGACGGCGCCGGCGCGGCGGCGGCGCGGUCCCAGCAGGCCGAGGAGCGCGAGUUCUGGAACCGCCUCGCGGACGUCGUCUCCGACGGAACGUUCGGCGUCUGGAACCAAUUGGAGAAGAGCCUGCUCCAGUACAACGAGGUGUUGCGCCAGCGCGCGUCGGAGAUCAACCGCGUCCAGUCCCUCCAGGACCAGAACGUCCAGCUCAAGGCCCUCAUCAACCAGUACCUCAACGCGAAGGUCAACGAGGAGCUCAUCGUGCCGCCGUCGAACACGAUCCAGCUCCCGAUGUCCUAG